This is a messenger RNA of Aureobasidium musti, 840 nucleotides long. Lineage: Eukaryota; Fungi; Ascomycota; Dothideomycetes; Dothideales; Saccotheciaceae. The record is from the annotation of a GenBank genome assembly.
AUGACAGAAGUUGGCACCCGAGACAAAAGUGUGGGCUGGUAUCAAGCCGAGCUAGAGGAUGUGAACCCUCAAGCCCGCUCAGUCCUCGAAAAAUACUGCAAGAUACCUUCGGGCGAGGUCGUGCCGCAUGUGUUGAGAAUUGUAACGACAAGNCGCGAGAAAGCAUGGGAAGUCUUUCCAUAUCCGUGCAUCGGCGGCUUUCGCUUUCUGGACAUGCCCUUGGCUGGCUUCGAUGCAUACCCCGAAAUCGUCAAGAGACUCAAACCUGGCAACGAAAAGUACCUCGAUCUGGGCUGCUGCUUCGGACAGGACAUUCGCAGACUGGUUACUGAUGGGGUACCUGACGAAGCCUUGAUCGGCAGUGACCUUCAUCAAGGCUUCUUGGAUCUUGGCUAUGAUCUUUUCAAGGACAAAGACAGAUUGCAAAGCAAGUUCAUCGCUGCAGAUGUCUUCGCAUUCGAAUCGAAACUCACACCCUUGGAGGGAAGCAUCGACAUUAUUCAUGCAUCGUCUUUCUUCCACUUGUUUGGCUACGAAGGACAGAAGAAGAUUGCAAGACGCGUCGUCCAACUACUAAAGCCGAAGAAAGACUCUCUACUGGUCGGGCGUCAGGUGGGCAACAUCCGGGCUCACGAGGAAGAAUCAUCUGCCAGUGGAAGCGGCAACAUGUUCUUGCAAAACAUCGAGUCAUGGAAGCAAAUGUGGAAGGAGAUUGGCGAGGAAACGGGCACGCAAUGGGAGGUCGAGGCCACUUUACAAGACUGGCCUUUGGCGGGAAGCAAAGUCUCAUGGCAUAAGGAGGGAACCAAGAGAAUCUUCUUCUCGGUCAGGAGACUCUGA